GUAGUUGGUGAUUUAUUUACCCUUUUUUGGAAAGUAACUUUUUAGAAAUACUUUCCUUAAAUAUUUGUUGUUUUGUUUAUGUACAGCCCCAUUAGGGACUCUGCAGAAACUCAGAAUUGUAUCACAUACGAUGCAGUUAAUCAUGCUUACAUCGAGGCCAGAAAACGUAUCAAUGUUGCGAAACCGAAAUCGGAAGUAUGGCGACCGGAGGAUUUGGCGACGGUUGGCGAGCUGCUUCUUGAUAUUUCCACGAAUCUUGCACAAUCAUACGGAUUGACUUAUGAAGAGAUCGAAAAGAGCUUGCCGUUGAUCGACACCUCGAAAACGUUGAUUCGCGAGGUCUGUCCUGCCUUUCUUAGUAAUGUCGAAUGUAGACCAGGGAAAUACAGACGAUACGACGGCCUUUGCACUAAUUUACAGAAUCCGACUUGGGGUGCCACUUUAUCACCCUUUACAAGGUUGAUAAGCCCUCGAUUCGCGGAUAGCCUAACAGCGCCAAGGAUAUCUGUAACGGGUCAUAACCUACCACUAUCUCGAGUUGUAUCACGCACUAUGCAUCCCGAUGAGGGUUACCACGAUCACGCCGGUACAGUAAUGGUGAUUGCGUGGGGACAAUUCAUAGAUCAUGAUUAUACUCUGACUGCCACACCUCUAGAUCCCUUAAACCGCAACGAUCCAGAAGAGUGUUGCUCUCAGCCGUCACAUCUGAAGAAUCCUUACUGUAACGAAAUUCUCAUACCAGAGGACGAUUAUUUCUACAGGCUAUUUAACGUGCGCUGCAUGGAUUUCGUUCGCGCUUUUCCUGCUGUACGACCGUCUUGCCGUCUUGGUUCUCGAGUGCCUUUCAAUCUUCUUACAGGUGUACUGGAUGGUAACACGGUUUAUGGUAUUACGGAAACCUUUGCCAGAAAACUUCGAACGGGCUAUGGUGGAUUAUUGCGCAUGAAUCCAGUCUUUGCAGAGUACGGCCUUAAAGAUCUACUGCCACUGAAGUUGGAUAUACCUGACGAAGGAUGUACUCGGCCAAAUCGAUCAAUGUAUUGCUUCGAAGCUGGUGAGAUUCGUGUCAAUGAACAGUUGGUGCUUACCUGCAUGCAUACAUUGCUCGCACGAGAGCACAAUCGGCUUGCCAAAGCGUUAGCUGUCGUGAAUGCCCAUUGGGACGACGAAAUACUCUUUCAAGAAGCUAGACGUAUUGUCAUUGCGGAAAUCCAACAUAUCACUUACAAUGAGUUCCUCCCAAUAUUACUCGGCAAAGAUGUUAUGGAGAAAUUUGGACUACUCCUUGAGAAAGAGAAAUAUUGGGAUGGAUACGAUCCGAAUAUAAAUCCAGGUGUAAUAGACGCUUUCGCUGCUGCUGCUUUUCGAUUCGGUCAUUCGCUAUUACCUACGGCCGUGGAACGAUGGAGCAAGGCGCACAAAUUUAUUGCUUCAAAGAGAUUAUCAGAUUUAAUAAGACGUCCGUAUGAUCUAUAUCGUGCUGGUGUAUUUGAUGAAUACUUUAUGGGUUUGAUGAAUCAGGUCGCACAGGCUAUGGAUGAUUCCAUAACGCAGGAGGUAACAAAUCAUUUAUUCAAGAAAGUGGGAGCAAAAUUCGGAAUGGAUUUAGUAUCCUUUAAUAUGCAGCGUGGUCGCGAAUUUGGUAUUCCAAGUUAUAUGGAAUUCAGAAAAUAUUGCGGCCUUCCCGAAGCAAACACCUUUGAAGAAUUAUUUGGUUCCAUGCCGAACGAAACCGUUAGACGAUACAGUACUAUUUUUGAGCAUCCUGCGGAUGUCGAUUUAUGGUCAGGCGGCGUAUCCGAAAGACCACUACCAGGUAGUAUGCUCGGACCAACGUUCGCCUGCUUGAUCGCCACGCAGUUUAGCCAUUCACGUCGCGGUGACAGAUUCUGGUACGAACUUCCGAACCAGCCGUCAUCGUUUACUCUCGAACAAUUAAAUGAGAUUCGAAAAACGAAGCUUGCCAGAAUGAUAUGUGACAAUACCGAUCUUAUUGAUACGAUACAGAUUUACCCCAUGGUUCUUCCGGAUCACGAAAUAAAUCCUCGAGUCCCGUGUCGGAAUGGUAUUUUACCUGGGAUUGAUUUAUCAAAAUGGGCCGAAUAUCCGGCAACGAGUCAUGUUGCACAAUACGUGAGUAAUCUAGCCGAUCAGUACGGGCAGUUGGGGAAAUGAGAAAGAGUUACUGUAUUUCUUUCAUUACUCUGGAAAGAAAAAGAGCUUAAACGAACAUCAAUUAUUCAACUGAGUUUCAACAAGUAAUCGAAACUGAGUUAUGAGAAAGCUGAGUAACCUUUAGGUAACCCCCUAAAAUAUCUCUUAUGUACGUUCAUUUUACUCUAUUUUUUUAAGUAAGAGGUUGAAUAUACACAGUGCUGGACAAAAUAAAUCAUACACCUUUGAAAAAAUUGAAUUUGUUAGUGUAAUCAUUUUUUUAACAAGCAAAUAGAUUAGUAGAUACAGGAAAAUCAAAGUAUUUCGAAGUAAAGAAAAUACGAAAUAAUAAAAACUGUGCUCAAUUUGUUUCUAAAAAUUUAGUAUUCAAUAUUGUUACAUUGUGCCUUGAACAAAAUAAAUCAUAUAUUUUAGAAGUAAUAGUUAACAAACAAAUAACGUUAACUAUGCUUAGUACUUGGUGUGACCGCCUUCAAGCUUUUCAGCUUUUACUGCCACUUCUAAUCGGCGAGAUAUAUUCUCGACUAAGUUUUUCAUAUAUUCGAUCACUUUCCUCCCAGGCCUUCUGGAGUACGAUCUUUUGUCAGUUACGUUCAUUUUAUCCACGUUUAAAUGAGCUUACAUUUUUCAAUAGGGUUUAAAUCUAGUAAUUGUGGCGGCCAUUCGAACAGUUUACUUUAUUGGAUUUGAAAAAAGCAGUUUUCUUUGCCUUAUGCUUUGGAUCAUUAUCUUGCUGGAAGGUAAAGUUAUUUUCUAAACCCAAUUUCAAAAGAGAUUCUUCCAAAUUCUCGCACAAUAUAUCGAUAUGUCCUUCAACUGUUUGCCUUCAAGUCGAGCCAAAUUACUGAUACCAGACCAUAUAAAGUACUCUCAUACCAUGAUAUUACCACCUCUAUGGUUUACAGUCUUCUGAAUAUUUACUUCUUUGAGAAUCUCACUAAGCUUUCGCGGUGUAAGAAAAUAAGGUGAUGUAACGGGCCUUCCUUGGUUCUGAUUUUAGUGAGGUACUUCAUAAUUUUCCGCUAGAGGUACUGGCAGUCUAGUUUGGCAGUCUAAGGUCUCUACAAGUCGCUGCACCAAUUCACACAUGCUUGUGUGCCUAUUACACAUACCAUUGCAAUGCUUUAUAUUGGUGUGAGCUUCGAACUGUCAGCGCUAUGUGCGGUCGCUGUGCGAAGCACUCUGCUAACAUCACACGAUUCUUACGCGAAAAAGUACUUCGUUAUAUCACCUUCCUUUCUUACACCGUGCUUUCGCUACAUUCUAAACCGCCAUUUUUGUCCGAAUAACUCAAACUUGCUUUCAUCAGACCACAAUACUUCUUUCCAAAAGAGGCAUUUUCGCGUUCUUGACUCGAAUUGCUUUUCCUUAUUUAUUUUGUUGAUAAAAGAACGCUUUGAAGCAAACACGCUUUUUAAUCCAGAUUCCCUCAGCCUGCGACGCACAGUGCGACUGCUGACAGUCAAGUUCAUCGAUUCCACAAUGUUUUGUGAUGUUAGGUUCGGAUUUUGUUUUACCAUUCGAAUGAUUCUAGUAUCAUCAUGAAAAGUUGUAGCUCGCUUUCGAUCUUUUCCGGAAUAGUUUGCCAUAGUCCCAUGUGUCUCAUAUUUUUUUCAGAUGUGCUGCACUGCUCCAACAGAGAUUGAGUAUUUAUUAGCAACUAUCCUAAAAGAUUCAUUAUUGUUGGUCGCGAUGACUAAAUUGCGGAUAUCAAGAGAAAUGUGCUUCCGUGACAUUAGUCUUACUCACAGUUACUACUAAUUCCGAACACGUAAAUUUUAGAUGCAAUGUAAACAAACAGUAGAAUGAUGAAUAAUAGCAGACAAAAUGUAAAUAUUGACAGUUUCCUACAUUGUAUUAUGUAAGUGAAUGAUUUAUUUUGUCCAGGACAAUAUGUAACAAUAUUAAAUAAUAAACUUUUUCCAAAAAGUUGAGCAUAAUUUUUAUUACUUCAUAUUUUCUUUACUUAAAUACUUUGAAAUGUUUUGAUUUUCCUGUAUCUAAUAAUCUAUUUGCUUGUUAAAAAAAUGGUUUAACACUGAUAAAUUCAAUUUUUUGAAAGGUGUAUGAUUUAAUUUGUUCAGCAUUGUAAUAAGUUCGAGGAGUGAAAAUUAAAUUACACAUGAUACAAUGGAACAUAAAGUUGACCAACGUUUUCCGUAAUUAUGAUCCAUCAUUCUGAGCAAUUCGUAUUUUCAUAAACCAUUUUAAUUUAGAUGGUGAAAGUGAUACUUUUGACCAUAAUAAUUCAUAUAUUAUACUUCAAUUUUACCGUUACUUGUUAAAACUCAGUUGAAUAAUUGAUGUUUGUUUAAGUAAUUCUACCAUUACGAUAUCAAUUACUAUUACAAUAGCAAAUUCGGACUUAAUUUGGAUAUAAUAAGAUAUCAAUACAUCGAUUAGUUAAAGAUAUAUCAACUUAAAAACUUAGAAUAAAACAAAACCCAACUUUUAAUUAAGAAUAUUAGGAGUCAUGUAUCAUAUUUUGUGCGACAGAUAACAUUAUUUAUAAAACUACGAAAAUUACGAAAAUCUCACAGAUCAUCAUUAUACUACUCAAAAAGCUUAGAUGUUCAGUGUUUAUUUAUGUGUUAUUUUAUGUAUUACAUUUUAUUCUCUACUACUUUAUCAGCACCGAUCCUUUCGUUUAUUUGUAUAUGAGAACUAUUUAUAAUUAUGUAAUGUCACAAUUUUAAUACUGUGUUUGAUUGUAUAAUUUUAGGCAAUUAAAGCUUCCUUCACAAACUUCAAAA
Molecule: messenger RNA, 4928 nt
Organism: Ooceraea biroi (clonal raider ant)
Lineage: Eukaryota; Metazoa; Arthropoda; Insecta; Hymenoptera; Formicidae
Gene: cysu
Product: peroxidase homolog
Biological process (GO): response to oxidative stress
Molecular function (GO): peroxidase activity; heme binding
Source: RefSeq, a predicted model, not a curated record